Hypomesus transpacificus is the source of this 6913-nucleotide messenger RNA. RefSeq lists its product as uncharacterized. Lineage: Eukaryota; Metazoa; Chordata; Actinopteri; Osmeriformes; Osmeridae. The record is from RefSeq and is a predicted model, not a curated record. Bases 353 to 4069 code for a protein of 1238 amino acids. The transcript has 10 exons.
GCUUGCUCACUAUGCUUGCUCACAAUGUCGUCAAUACAUUUAUUUUGAAAACCACUACGUUGGCCAAAUGAAACAUUGGAUUGAUAGCUUCCUAAAUAGAAUCUUAUAAAUGUUUCUGUGUUUGUGCAUAGUUUGAUGGGCUUAGUACUGGUUUAACGGUCUCCGACUUUACUGUCGUGUCAAUUUAUAGCCUAUGUCCGUUCACCGGAAGCGGCAAAUACGGCUACGGGACAUCGAAAUGGAGCAGCAAUCUGGAAUUCGGUGUUGAAGAAGGGGAACCUUUGCUGAAGCAAACUUUCCACAGCCGCCGGCUGCUUCAGAGAUCAGAGGGAAGACGAGCCAAGCCCAUGAGAUGAUGUUCUCGUCUGGACCACCUGAUUCAAAAGGGGGUCCACAUGUGCCCAACCCUCCAGGUCCAUGCCCUACCCAGUCACCUACCCCUCGACCCCAUCACCUCCAGGAGCAGGUGGUCGUGGGUUGCAGAGACUCCUACCAAGGCCAGAGGAACGUGGGCAUUAGGUCUGUCACGUUUCCUCAGCCCAACCGACUAUCAGAGGGUAGAGAAAGACUAGCAGUAAUGGAUUUGGCUCAGAGAAUGGGACAGACCACAACUGUCAUGGGCUCAGCCCACAGUCUGCACCAGGUCUAUGGGAGCUCUGCACCUGGGGACACCAACGCAACACAUAGACCAAUGACAGACCUCCAGAGUCUUCAGAAAGAGAGCAUGAAAAGCAGUCCGUGGAUUAACACGAGUCAUGAAGAGAGCUUGUCGAGAGCUCCCCCCUGGGCCUCCCCCACCGCCUACCCCCCCGCCCCUCCUGCUGGUCCCACUGGGGAGCAGCUGGGCGUCCUGGAGCGCUGCCUGGCCGCCCACCAGGCUGAAAUGAAGCACCUACUCUCGGGUGUACUUGGUUCGCUGUGCCAGCGUCUGGAGGUCGUGGAGCGCAGGGUGGAGGAGCUGUGCCAGCAGGGCACAGCGCACGGCAACAGCCUGGCACAGAUGAGCAGCCAGGUGGAUCAGCUGUGUCAGGGGAUGUCCUCCAUCAUAGCUUCUAAGCAUGGCCCGGAACUUUCACCUGCACAUGGCUUGGCAAAGGAGCCAAAACCAUUGAAAGAAGAGAAGAUGGAAUUUACCAAGAUUUUACCUCAGAGUCCAAAUCCUCCAUGUGGAGGAGCUCCUUCUGAAUCAGACAUGGACAAGGGGAGUAUCACUAUGUGUCCCUGGAAAAGGACCUCGUUGACAGCCAACGCCAGUCCAGACAUGAGGAUGGGCAGCCAGGGACAACAUGGGUUGAAAGGAACAGCCAGGGUGUCUGGAUGUGGACCACCAGCCCCUUCCCAGGUGGGCAGUGCUUCACUGAGGGGCAGGCCCAGGAGCUACUCCCCCGUCUCAGACUCUGAUGACCUAGACAUGGAGCUUGCCGCUGAGAAGGGACGUGAUGCCCUCACCUGGUUGGUCAACUCUGCUUUAGCGGACACUGAGUCGAGCGACAGCCAGGACACGCCUCUUCCUUCCUUGACGGGCCAAUCAGUGGAAGCCCAGGGGAGCAGGACACUAAUGACAGGACUUGGGCCGCAGCCACACCCACACUCUUCCCAUUCAGACUCACACACCCACUCACGUUUGACAUCUGCCUCACUUGGGGUUCCCAAGUGCCCAGUCAUGACCAGUAGUAGGACCCCUUGCCUGCUUCCUGGGGUCCCGUUGAUCCCCAUAGGGGCUUGUUCACAUUCCGUUGCCUCGCUAGGAGGGAGCUGGCCUGGGCAGGCGUUUGGAGUGUCUCUCCCACUAUCAGAGAUAGCCAGUCCACCCCGGAGUCACUACCAGCCAGGCAUUAAUAGUCCACCCCGUAGUCUCUAUCAGCCACUCAUCACUAGCCCAACCCACACUCGAACCCUGCGAGGCAUCGCUAGUCCACCUCAUACUCACCAUAAGCCAGGCAUUACUAAUUCACCCCGGACUCAAAUCCUGCCAGCCAUCACUAGUCCAUCCCACACUCACUGUCAGCCAAGGAUUACAAGUCCACCUCGCACUCAAAUCCUGCCAGCCAUCACUAGUCCAUCCCACACUCACUGUCAGCCAAGGAUUACAAGUCCACCUCGCACUCAAAUCCUGUCAGGCGUCACUAGUCCCCCCCCGACUUGCCACACAUUCUCCCAUUCCGGUCGGGAGGAAUUGAAACAGAAGGUGGAGAGAAGGAAGAAGAGGAGCAAAAGGGAAGAGAAGCCCCUCUGCAGUGUUCAAGUCCCCCCCUCAGCCCCAGCGCUGGCAGGGGCCGGGGCCCGGACCCAGGUGGCAGAGGAGAGGCAGCACCAGAACUUCAUAGAGAGUAUGAAGGUCUCCUGUGGUGGAGGGGGCAUGCCAGGAUCGAGUGAUUCAGCCGUGGGCUCCCUCUGCCUGACCCUGCACAGACGGCAGUCUCCAUCCUCCUCCCGCUGCCAGGUGUCUGCAGAGCGUGGCUCGUAUGCCCAGUGUUCCGACCAGGGUGCGUCCAGGGGAGGGGACUCUCAGAGUGGGCAAGGAGGCUCUGACCGACCCCACUUACCCUUCCACUCCGCCAGGGUUUCCUUCGACAGGCUCCCCGUGGCGUCCAAGCUCCCCUCCCCGCGGAACGGCUCCUCCAAAGCUCUGCUGGUCGACGUCCGUUCGUCGCGUGACGCUGGCCACGCGUCCCUACUGCUCCAGCUAGCGGACACAGCCAGCCAGAUGAUGUCCAGCAGCCCCAGCCUCAGCCCCGAGCUCCCCCUGCUCCAGGACCAACACUCGGGCCCGGCCAACCUCCCACGCUGCCUCAGCUCCAAGCUCCAGCGCCACCGGGAAAAGGAGCACUCCUCGUCCAGGAGGCAAGCUCUAAAGGGGGGCAGCCAGGGAGGCCCCCUCCCCCUGCCAGAGCUGGAGACCCAAGGGUCCCACCACUGGCAGCCCCUGGUGAUGCUGGGGAGCCCUCACUUGCCCCUCUCCCCCCUGCAGCUCAGCCCCACAUCUCUUUCCCCUCACAGUACCAGCAGCAGCAGCCCACCCCUGCACAAGCUGCUAGGCAGAGCUGGAGACGGCUAUCCAACCACCACCUCCACCUUGCCACAGAGCCUGUCAUGCCUGCUCCCCGUCUCCACCCCCUUCCCCUCCCAGGGAGGGUUCUCCUCCAGGGCUGGCCUCUCCACGGCGCUCGCUAUCUCGUCUCCCGCCUCCUUCCGCCUCUGGUUCAGACACAGGCGCCCCACGCCCCUCAUGAGGCUGUCGCCGGUCGCCGUGGAAAUGUUGCUUUGUCAGAUUAUGUCUGAGGUGAAGAACUCCCCGCUCUCCCCCCUUAAGGACUACACCGGCCCCCCAGGACUGGACAACGACCACAGUUAUGCUCGAGGUGGUGGGAUUGUGGCACUAUGCAGCAGGAACUCCACAUCAAGCACAACCCUGACCUCCCCUCCUGUACGGCGGAACCGCAGGGUUCGCCUCGCCGCAGACCGCUCUGUCCCCACGAGUCACGCCCACAGCCCCAAGGCCAUGCGUCUGGACCUCCUCCCCCCCGAGCCGGUGCCAAGCUACGCCCGAGCCAACGUCAAGUACCCGGGGCUACAUGGACGCGGGGCGGCCCGGGAGGGGGGUCAGUAUGAUGGCAGUGUGGGGGCCCAGCCAGGCCAGCGCUCGAAGAGAGUGUCCCAGAUCCGCAUAAGGAAGGCCGUCCCCAAACCGGACAACAACCUCACGCCGAUGGGCCUGCCCAAGCCAAAGAGACUGAAGAAGAAGGAGUUCAGUCUGGAGGAGAUCUACACCAAUAAAAACUACAAAUCCCCUACUCCCAACAGGAGCCUGGAGACCAUCUUUGAGGAGCCCAAGGAGAAGAACGGCUCUCUGGUCUGCAUCGGCCACCAGAAGAGGAAGAGGGUACUGGAUUUCCCUGAUUUCACCCUGCCACGUAAGCGCAAGGCGCGGACCAACUUGCCCCCCCUGCGUGGGCCCCGAGGACGUGCCCGGAGGGGCCGCGGGGACCAAGUGGACCUGGACGUCAUGCUGAUCGAGAGGCUGAGCGAGUUGGAGGACUUCUUCUCCAGGGAGGGCCUGGAGGACUGAGGAUUCCCACAAUGCUGUGCUGCCCCCACUUCCUAAACCAGACACAGAUCAAGACACAACAGGGCCAUGGUUGAGUCUCCUCACUGUCGGUUGAGUUAGUGUGCUUGAAUUAUAAAAAAAAGAAUUUAGAUAGGACUGGUAUUAUAGAACUGGAGGGUGUUGAGUACUAAUUCUGAAGCACUUGGAAUGCCUAGCUGUUCCUAUCAGCGUAAGGAUGUUGGAAGUUCUCUCAGUGCUAGGGAAUAAGAGACCAUACGUGUGCCUUUUUAGUUAACCAGUCCAACAGACUAUGCUGUCGAACACAACACAAACAUAGUUAUCAAUAGAUUUCUUUGUUCUUUUUAAGACUAUUUGAGCCUCAGAAGCGAAUAAUUUAUAGCAUUUGUAUAUACUGUACUUUGGGAGUGUUUUCUCCCACUCAUGCACAGUCAAGGUACAUGGUCAUGCAUCAUGAGUAGACUUUAACAAGCACAUGGACCCCACCCCAUACCACAGCACUUUGCUUGUCUUUACCUCAACCAGAUAUCACCUCCACCUCAUCCGUCACUUCAUCCUCCUCUUCCCGCCUCUCUCAUCACCUCAUCGACUGGACACUGAUGGGUCAUUUGUACACGUCCGUUGCAGAUUGGCUCAGCGCAGCUUUGCCUCCUCCACCCUGCUCCAUCCUCUGUUAGCGUUGACUUCAGACCGGCUGCUAUGGACCCACCAGUUUGACUAGGAUUGGUCGAGGCACCUGUCUCACCUGUGUCAUCAAAACCUGGUGUGUGCUGGGAAAGGUGGUGGACUCCCGACUCCUUCAAUGCCUGUAGCAUUGGUCUAUUGACAGUUUUGAAUCACAGUAGUUAAGGGGAGUAUUUUUGCAGUAUUUGUGAAGUUUGUUUAGAUUUUUUUUUUUUACUCGACUUACUCUUAGUUUGCACCCUCCUUGUGCUGCCCCAAGCCAUCCUUCGGCCAUUAUGUUUUCAUACGGUUCUACGUCAGUGUUUAUUUUCUUUGCUUUUCUAUGUUGUAUCUUUCUAUCCCCAUGUGUGAAGGGGGCAGCCUCUUGGUGUUUAACAACCUUUACCGUGGUCAGCUGAGAUGUCACUGAUCCCCGGUAAACGAGCGUGGACUCGGGUAACCAUGGAGACGGUCCUCACGAUGAGCUUUACCACACGCGGAGGGAGAAGUUAAAGGUUCCAUCCUGUGGAUCUGUUUUGUGGUCUUGGUACAUCUUUUUCUUAUUUUUCUUUUUGAUGUUAAAUAUGCAAAUGUUUUUGUUUGUGCUGUGGAUUUUGGUAUCCACCCGUGUUGUAAUUGCAUUAACUCUUCCAGAGUUAAGGAGGGACAAAACUGGUUCUCCGCUGAGGCCAAAUCAUGUAGCCUGAAUAUACCUUUUAUAGAAAUGUGUCCUUUUAAAUACUCAGGUGCACUUGAUUUACAGGUAGCGUGACUCAGAAAGUAGAAAUAGACCUGAAAGUUGAGAGCAAGUUUGAUGUUUGGCAGACUAAAUCAAAUGCACCUGAAAGAAAGCAAGUGUUAAAAACAACGUGUUGCCAAUCUAUUUCCAUUGUUGAACCGUGAGUGCAUGGCUGGCUGUGUGCUUACAGUUCCUGUCCUUGGUCCUAUUGCUGCUACACUCAUCACUACGUUAUAUUUGUAUUAUGUCACGGUGAAGUUCAGACGAAAUCUGUAGUUUCAUUUCAAAUCCGUUCCGAUUGACCUAAAUUCUGAUGUGGAAAUGCUGCUUCUUAUGACGCCUAUUUUUAAAGACCAUCACCCAUCACUGUCCAGUAACCUUACAUGCCUAGCCACGGUCAACGGAUCUUUUAAGUGUUCCAGAUGCCUUUUUAAAUGGAGAACUUUCCUGGCUACGUGUAUCCAUCACCGCCUGGUCAACUGGACGGAUGGCUACACUCACUCAGAUAUCUCACUGCCAUUGUCACGUGAGUCUGAGUGUGGCUGGUCUUCCAGGUCAAGUUAUCCAGCUCGACAGAUAAAACCGAUACUUUAAACCUAGGCUACUCCAGUGGGCCAAUAUCAAAACCACGUUAGUUAUUAAGUUUCGGAUUUAAGUCCACUUUGUAACGCUUCGAGGACGACGUUUUGAAGGUAACCGUGUUUGAGUGACGCGGUACAAGGUCGAACUGUUAAAUUGCCCAACUAGGUCAAGUCGUCUUCGAAGUCCUUUGUCAUAAUUCCCACAACUGCCUGUUACAUCUUUCUUUCAUUGGAAAUGUUCCUAACUUAGAAAAGGACGUUGGUUAUAUUAGCAGUUCCUACUAUGUUGUUUAAUGUCAUUUGAUUUUCCAUGGUCAUAUCAGUAACACAAUCAAUCACAAACUCAUGAUCUCCUUAAUGAGGUCUGUCACAUAAAUGAACGUAAUAUCCGACGGACCUACAGCAGUUACCCAUCAUCAUUUUAAGGAUGUAUAAUCUCAACAUAUGUGUUGUUUUGUAGCGUGUUUUUGUAUGUGAAGACUUUACCUAAGGGCACUCGUGCGAAUUGCAAUCUCUGUGGUUAGACUACUGCUUUGUUUCUCUUGGACCUAUUUGUCUUAGUUACCCCCUCCAAAGGUCAGACUGAGAGGUUGAAAUAAAUGAGUGAUGUGAAAUAUAUUUCUUUUUGUUCUCUUGGAUUUGUGUUUACACUGGUUUGUAUUGGAAGUGACACAUUUGGGAUCCCUUAUAAAUAAUUUUGUAUUGCUUUUUCCUUUAUUUUUCAUCCCUCCGAUUAUCAUCCAGCCUGUGAUGUGAUUUCUAAACAAACUGGCCUAGCCUAUUGCAUCUCUCAGACCAACACUAAAGGUUAGUAUUGUGAAUCAUUGCAAUAUAUUUUUAAGAAUAAAAUACUGUUGAACUGUU